Messenger RNA from Pungitius pungitius (ninespine stickleback), 2893 nucleotides. It is a transcript of the gene lhx2b, whose product is annotated as LIM homeobox 2b. The transcript is spliced from 5 exons. NCBI's taxonomy places the organism in Eukaryota, Metazoa, Chordata, Actinopteri, Perciformes, Gasterosteidae. The coding region runs from base 1110 to 2363 and encodes 417 amino acids. Gene Ontology annotation, biological process: neuron differentiation; regulation of transcription by RNA polymerase II. The record is from RefSeq and is a predicted model, not a curated record. Gene Ontology annotation, molecular function: RNA polymerase II transcription regulatory region sequence-specific DNA binding; DNA-binding transcription factor activity, RNA polymerase II-specific. Gene Ontology annotation, cellular component: nucleus.
CGGAGACCGACAGCUCCAACAGCUCCAACAGCUCCGGGGACUGACUCACUGUGCUGCCCGGACCCUUCCUCCCUAUCUUUGACCGUGGGACACAUGAGGUUUGCCGGUGAUCGGUGCGUUAUGGAGGCAGAGGGGCAACAACUUUCCAAGGAAGGUUGGUAAAAGUAUAUCCAAACGGUUUGGUGGCGGCGCAGUAGCCAAUGAACAUAAAUGUGACGCAACAGGGCCCCGUUGAUAAGGAGCAGAGAGUCCAACCGGGACUUGAGAAGGAGGAACGCUUGUGGGGGGCCAGCAAAUACUCGCCUAUCAUCAGUCAACGUAAAGCCAACUCCGCCUCUUCUGCCGUUACGCACAUGUAUACAGCCUUCCUGGCCACCGACUAAACAUUCACCAAACAGACUACUGUGCAGGGAAAGCGCUUCUCCAUGACGCCCGGUCGGAUUCUAUAAAGCAAUUCAUUCUGCAAAGUAAAAGUAGUUUCAGCAUCAGAACUCCGCUGCGGCAGCAUCAACUUGGACCGCUGAGCCGUGAGGAGGGGAGGAUCACUGACAGCUUUCUGGGACAUAUCUUUUUUGUUCGUUCUUACUGUGUGAUGCGUUAGAAAGCUGCUGUCGGCUUUGGCAGUGCCAGUUGUACCGAGUUACGUAUCAUUCAGCAGUAAAAAAGAAGACAUUGGCCAAUGCCUCGCAGACUGACAAAAACCUGAAAUAUUACUCCCGGCGAGAAGGAGGCAUCGGUGAAUCCAUGCAGCGCGGCUUCCAUAGUUGGUAUGUUUAUUCAUCGUAAAUUGAAAGGACAAUAUACAAAAACCAAUUGGUGGUGAGAAAGAAAUAACAUCAUACCUGAGGGAAUAUUGAUUCCACAAUCAGUCAGAGAAACGAAAUCUCUGCCCUUAUUUCUGAAUUAAUCAGCGUGUUAAUACUGAGAGCUGCAGAGAUUCGGAUGACGGUUUCCAUUGGCAGAUGAGACGUAGUGUGGAGAACACGUGUCCAAUUUUUUCCUCAUAUUUUUCCUCCCUAGUCUGGAUUUGCACUUGUCACGGCAAGAAAGGAACACCUUUUAAAAACAACAAGAAUUGAGUGGCGUAAUUGCGCAUAUUUUUGCCUCUGAUGGACAUCUUGGGUUGCAGAUCCGAAGAGAACAGUUAUAAUAUCCUCUCCUCUGCGGCAACGAUGCUUUUCCAUGGCCUCCCUGGAGGCGACGUGCACGGCGUGGUGGAGGAAAUGGACCGGAGAGGAAAGAGCGAGUCAGCGGCCAUCAGUUCGAGCAUCGAUAUGGGGGAAACAGAGACGUCCGUGCCGUGUAUGAGCAGCGAGCGCGUGGCUCUGUGCGCGGGCUGUGGGAGGAAGAUCUCGGACCGCUACUACCUGCUGGCCGUGGACAAACAGUGGCACAUGCGCUGCCUCAAGUGCUGCGAGUGUAAACUCAACCUGGAGUCCGAGCUCACUUGCUUCAGCAAGGACGGCAGCAUCUACUGCAAGGAGGACUACUACAGAAGAUUUUCGGUGCAGAGAUGCGCUCGGUGCCACCUGGGAAUCUCAGCCUCGGAGAUGGUGAUGCGGGCCCGGGACCUGGUGUACCACCUCAACUGUUUCACGUGCACCUCGUGCAGCAAGAUGCUCACCACCGGGGACCACUUUGGCAUGAAGGACAGUCUGGUGUACUGUCGACUGCACUUUGAGACUCUCAUUCAGGGAGAAUAUCAGACACAUUUUAACCACGCGGAUGUGGUCCCGCACAAAGGCCUGGGCCCGGCCAACACGCUCGGACUAUCCUACUUCAACGGCGUGGGGACGGUGCAGAAAGGCCGGCCCAGGAAGAGGAAAAGCCCCGGGCCGGGCGCAGAGCUGGCCGCUUAUAACGCAGCGCUGAGCUGCAACGAGAAUGACGGGGAGUCCAUGGACCGGGACUCACAGUACAGCUCCAGUCAGAAGACCAAGCGCAUGCGGACGUCCUUCAAGCACCACCAGCUGAGGACCAUGAAGUCCUACUUUGCCAUUAACCACAACCCAGACGCCAAGGACCUCAAGCAGCUCGCCCAGAAGACCGGCCUCACCAAGCGGGUCUUACAGGUAUGGUUCCAAAAUGCUCGGGCCAAAUUCAGGAGGAACCUGCUGCGGCAGGAGAGCACCGGGGCGGACAAGGCGUCGGACGGCUCAACGCUGCAGGGCGGGACGCCUUCGGGCCCGGCCUCCGAGAUCUCCAACGCUUCCAUGAGCCCCUCCAGCACCCCCACCACCCUGACAGACUUGACCAACCCCACCAUGCCCACUGUCACCUCCGUGCUCACCUCGGUGCCGGGCGGCAUGGAUGUCCACGAGUGCCGGAGCCCGUCACAGACCACGCUGACCAGCCUCUUCUGAUGGCCGCCCUGCCCCUCACUGCCCUCCCCUGCCCUCCCGCCCCCUCUCCGUCACCUCCUCUACACCAUGUUGGAUCUAAAACUGUUUCCUCCUUUGAAUAGAAAAGAGAAGGUUAAGAAAAGAUAUCAUUUGGCUGUGAGCGCCUCAGAGACUAUCGACGUAGCGAGGCGGCCGGAGCUUAAAGUCGGAGCAGUUGACGUUAUUUUGAUGUUGUUGUCUUGUUGAGAACUGAGGAGGCUUGAUUUGCAUUUUUCAAUGUUUACAGAAAGAAAGAGGCUGCGGGAAAAAAGAAACUGCUUAAUUUUUAACUCAUUCAUUUUUCCAGCACAGUAUUUAUGUUGUUGUACGAGAGUCACUGUUAGAAGGAUUGUAACAAACCUUUUUUGAAAAAUGUGAGAUUAAACACAGGUUACAAUAUCCUCCCUGAGUGCAAUGUGCCAUACAGUCCUUUCUCUCUAAUCUUUCUCAGACAACGAUGAUGGCGUUGGGAGAGUGUAUGCUUGUGUGCGUGUGUGUCUGUGUUUUGUUUA